AUGACCGACCAGACGUCUACACCAAAGCUGGAGACACACACCCCCAUAGAGGAGCAUGCAGCUGAUAUCUACACCAGGAAGGUUUUCUUGGAUGUCCAAAUUGAGAUCACUGAGGCAUGUAACCGCUGUCGUAUCAAGUCAAUGGAUAUUGUAGAUGAAGAGAAUAAGUACGUCGUGGACGAUCGAUCCAGUGGCAUAUUCGCUGUUGUCCAUAACAUGGUGGCUGACACCAUAACCUGUUAUUGCAAACACUUUGUGAAGAUGGGUUUGGUGUGCAGGCACAUGUUUGUCGUCAUGCGUAACUUAGGUCUCAAAGCUAUUCCAGAAAAGUAUAUUGUUGAUAGAUGGCGGAAGGAUGCGGGUAAUAGUGUUCUAGCUAGAGAUGCCGCACAACCCCACAACAAGCCUUUAAUCUCAGAGGCUUUUAGAUGUAUUGCAAUUGCUGAAGGAAAUGAUUCUUUAACAGAGUCUCUCAUGGCUGAACUAAAAAGAUGGGCUGACAGUAACGAUACUCAUUCUACACCAUCUGCACCGGCUAAGGAACGAAUGUUUCAGAUGUUCUACGGGUCCAAACUUCCGUCUGAAAUUACCAUCCAUCCGCCUGACCCUGUUAAAACAAAGGGUAGUGGGAAGCGGUUGAAGUCUACAUAUGAGAAAGAACUUAUCAAGGCAAAGAAACCGAAGAGACGAUGCAAGAAAUGUGGGCGUUUGGUUCGGCACGAUUCGCGCAACUGCGGGAAGGUUGCCGAAGAGGAUAGCAGCGAUGAUGAUUAA
Molecule: messenger RNA, 774 nt
Organism: Salvia miltiorrhiza (redroot sage)
Lineage: Eukaryota; Viridiplantae; Streptophyta; Magnoliopsida; Lamiales; Lamiaceae
Exons: 1
Coding region: 1-774 (257 amino acids)
Biological process (GO): regulation of DNA-templated transcription
Molecular function (GO): zinc ion binding
Source: RefSeq, a predicted model, not a curated record